Molecule: messenger RNA, 1011 nt
Organism: Erigeron canadensis
Lineage: Eukaryota; Viridiplantae; Streptophyta; Magnoliopsida; Asterales; Asteraceae
Product: thioredoxin domain-containing protein PLP3A
Exons: 9
Coding region: 168-857 (229 amino acids)
Cellular component (GO): cytoplasm
Source: RefSeq, a predicted model, not a curated record
AACUCGAUGACAAUCCAUAACACAUUCUUAUAGUAGAGGGACCCGUGAUGAAAAUUUAGCCAAAAUAAAAUUUUGGGGUAAAAAAAGGUAGAAAAAAUCCCCAAGUUUCAAACACUGACCAGACCAUAUUGCAAUAGUUCCAAAUCUGAGAUCCCAGAGAUAGAGACAUGGAUCCGGAUUCAGUAAAAUCGACCCUGCAAACGUUAGCUUAUGGAAAUGUUAUGGCUGCUGCUGCUCGUAAUUAUCAAAAAGAAAUAUUAGCUCAAGAAAAGGCACAGACAUCAUCUUCUGUUAAUGAGGAGGUUGAUCUUGAUGACUUAAUGGAUGACCCUGAGCUGGAAAAGUUACAUGCCGAUAGGAUUGCGGCUCUUAAGAGAGAAGCUGAAAAACGACAAUCAUUGACGAAGAAAGGACAUGGAGAGUAUAGGGAGAUAACCGAAGGAGACUUUUUGGGUGAAGUUACUGGGAGUGAAAAGGUUAUUUGCCACUUCUACCAUCGUGAGUUCUAUCGCUGCAAGAUAAUGGACAAGCAUUUAAAGUCUCUUGCCCCUAAUUAUCUAGAUGCCAAGUUUAUCCGAGUAGAUGCGGAGAACUCCCCGUUCUUCGUCACCAAACUUGGAAUCAAGACGCUGCCAUGUGUAAUAUUAUUCAGAAAAGGAAUUGCCGGAGAUAGGCUGGUUGGGUUUCAAGAUCUGGGAGGAAAAGACGAUUUUAGCACAAGGAAGCUAGAAGCGUAUUUCAUAAAGAAAGGCAUAAUUGACGAGAAGAAAAAGAAAGAUGAUGAAGAAGCUGAAUAUGAUGAAAGUAGACGCAGGACUGUGAGAUUUUCUGCGAAUUAUGAUUCCGACUCUGAAUGAAAAAGAGUGGAUAGAGUAAAUUUUUGUGUUUUUUUUUUCUUUCUGAAUUAAUGAUGGUAAUAUAUGUAAUUUACCAAGAUUCCGUUCCUUGGAUUUAUGGAUACAUGCAACAUAUUGUAUCUUUUAUUAUUAGUAUCAAGUUUAACUUCUGAAA